Molecule: messenger RNA, 651 nt
Organism: Asparagus officinalis (garden asparagus)
Lineage: Eukaryota; Viridiplantae; Streptophyta; Magnoliopsida; Asparagales; Asparagaceae
Product: glutaredoxin-C8-like
Exons: 4
Coding region: 12-344 (110 amino acids)
Biological process (GO): cellular response to oxidative stress
Cellular component (GO): cytoplasm
Molecular function (GO): glutathione disulfide oxidoreductase activity
Source: RefSeq, a predicted model, not a curated record
CGGUGGCUUGUAUGCUAGGCUCCUCCGCGAAAGCGUCCAGCUCAAGCGAGGAUUUUGUGAAGGAGACCGUAUCUUCUCGCGAUAUCGUCAUCUUCUCCAAAUCCUAUUGCGCGUAUUGUGCAAGGGUAAAAUCUCUAUUCGAAGAAACAAAGAAGCCUUUUGCUGUCAUUGACCUGGAUGAGAGGGAAGAUGGAGAGGAUAUACAAAAUGCCUUGGCCAAAUUAGUUGGAAGGUGGACCGUACCUCAAGUUUUCAUCAAGGGAGAGCACAUUGGUGGUUGCGAUGAUACCGUGGGGGCUUAUCGAAGUGGAAAGCUGAAAAAGCUUUUGGCUGAGAUUGACUAAGGAAGCUUUGUUUCAUUUCAUAUGCGUCAUGCAUGUUUAAACUUUUUUUUUCCUCAUCUUUGGUGGAUUUCGUCUUGUGGAUGAACAUGACAUGCUACAUGCCUCUUCUGACUCAUAACAAACUUUUGUUAGAGUGUGAUGUGCAAGUACUGGAGCUGGGGCAAUUUUCAAUGAAAUGUUUUUUGGUGAUGAGAGCAUGUCUUAACUGAUGAUUUUUUUUUAAUUUUUUUAUUUUUAUUUUGUUAAAGGAGAACAUCCAUAAACUGGUUCAUCAAUCAUUAAUGAGCAAAAAGGGGCAGUUACUUCU